AUGCUUCGCCGAUUGAAUGCUCGUCUCCCAUGCGCCGCAGCGGCUUCUUUCUACCAAAGUCACUCUGCGGCGUUCUUCUCCACCGGAACCUCUCGUUUCAUGCGAUUCCCCUUGGCAAAGCGUGCCACGCUCGCGGGUCUAGGGGGUUCAUCCGCUUUUCGCGCCUUUACAACGCCCUCCCGACCCUCGUUCAUUCACGUUAGAGGCGGUGAGAUCCGGCGCAGGGAUACCCCCAUGACGUGGGAUGGGACCCCUUCGCGUGGGAGCGAGGCCGACAGCCUCACCCCGUACGUCCGUGAGCACCUCACACGGGUUUACACGCUCCUCGCCACCGGUUGUGUGGCGGCAGGGCUUGGCAGCCUCUUAAUGAUCGCGACGCCACUUGCGAAGGUCAUUCCAUUUUGGAUGCCCAUGGUGGGUGGGUUCAUUCCACUACUUUGGUUGAGUUUCGCACCGCCGGCGAAUCCAGGGCUGAAAAUCGCCCUCUUUUACGCCUUUACGCUGCUGGAAGGGAUGGCCAUCGCGCCGUUGGUGCUCAUGACGGCGGCGAAAGGGGUGUUGACGACUUCCUUGGUCUUGACGGCGGCCGUUUUCUUUGGGUUCAGCGCCGCGGCGUACCUCGCCCCACGCGCCUCGCUCGUGGCGUGGCAGGGGCCGCUUUAUGGGGCGCUGAUCGGCAUGGUGGCGAUCUCCGUUCUGAACAUUUUCUACCCCACCGCGAUUGUCCACUCCAUCAUCCUCUAUGGUGGCUUAGCGCUUUUUUCGAUUAUGAUCUCCAGUGAUACCCAGAUGAUGAUUGAACGGGCUCGCUGUGGGGCUGGGGAUCACGUGCAAGACGCUUUACGGAUGUUUAUGAACGUUAUCAAUAUCUUCAUCCGUAUUGCUCAAAUUAUGGGUAGUAUGAACCGCUAA
Messenger RNA from Phytomonas sp. EM1, 912 nucleotides. Lineage: Eukaryota; Euglenozoa; Kinetoplastea; Trypanosomatida; Trypanosomatidae. The record is from the annotation of a GenBank genome assembly.